GAGAGAAAAAGCCACCGGGCUGGAAACGACGGCGGUGGGCGGCUGGGGAAGGUGGGCUCAACUUCCCCAAGUGCUGCCCCGAGCAUCGCCCCGGCCGCUGGGUCCCAUCACCUCCACGAGUUCCCCAGGGCAGUUCCCUAACUGGAAGGGCUUCCAUUUUCUACCUUGAACUUGAGCAUCCAGGUGAGGAGGAAGGAAAUCUCUGGGGAUAAAGGGCUGAGCAAGAGCACGGAAGGGCUGCAUCCUCCUGCCGCGACGAAGAUGCCCUCUCUGCUCUCCUGCUCCCAUGCAGACCUGGGGAAGGCGGCACGAGACCAAGGAACAUGGAUAAAGGCUGAGGAACCUCAACUGAUGCUGUGAGCUGGCCGGGGGGGACGCAGGGUGGUCCAUGGGACAGCCGUGCUGCUGCCAACACAGUGCUCCUCACCCAGGCAUUGCCCAUGUCACGGGAGGCCUCUGAUGGAAGAGGCUUGGAUCAAUCGCUACCGCAAGCAGCUGGUGAGGUCCAUCUCACCACAGUUCCUGGAGGAGAUCAUCUGCUACCUGCGGAGGUUGGACCUCCUGACGGCGGAGGAAGCCAGCCGGGCACAGGAGGCGAGCUCCCUGCCCGAGCAGGUGAGGGCAGUGGUGGACGUCCUGGCUGGCAAGGGCACCUACGCCUCCCAGUCCCUGCAGACAUUCAUCGAGACCACCAAUUCCCAGCUCUACCUCCACAUCACUGUCUAUGAACCCAUGGUGCAGAAGCACCUGGAGAGCCUCCAGAGCUACUAUGGGAAUGGCUUGGAGACGGGUGCCCUCCAGCGACUCACGAACUUGCUGAUGGUGGAAGGCUUGUCCGAUAUCCAGCAGAAGGAGCACGACAUCCUGCAGAUUGAAGCCACCAAAGGCCUACGAAAUGUAUCCAAGAGCAUCCCUCUGGAGAAGCUCUUCAUGCCUCUCUCCAAGGUCAGCAUCCCACCUCGGAUCUCCAUCACGGUUGGAGUGGCCGGGAUUGGCAAAAGCACGCUGGUGAAGCUGUUUGUCUACAUGUGGGCAAAGGGGGAGAUCAACAGGGACAUCAUCUUUGUGCUGCCCCUCACCUUCCGGGAGCUCAACACCUAUGAGAAGCUCUCUGCCGAGAGGCUCAUCCGCUCGGCGUUCCCUCACAUCACCGAGCCCAACUGCAUCUCGGCAGGAGCUGCCAGGACCCUGCUGAUCCUCGACGGCUUGGAUGAGUUCAAGACUCCUUUGGAUUUUUCCAACACGAUAGUAUGCACCGAUCCCAAAAAGGAGAUCCAAGUGGACAACCUGAUCACCAACAUUAUACGUGGCAACCUGCUGCAGGAGGCUUCUGUCUGGGUCACAUCGCGGCCAACGGCAGCCAGCCAAAUCCCCGGUGGGCUCAUUGACCGGAUGACUGAAAUACGAGGUUUCGGAGCUGCAGAGAUGAAGGACUUCUUGGACCAGAUGUUCCUUGACAACAGCGACCUAUCCAGCCAAGUCCUGCAUCACAUCAGGGCUAACAGGUCGUUACAUGUCAUGUGCACCGUUCCUGGCUUUUGCUGGAUUUCUGGCUCCUCGAUCGGUUAUUACCUAAAAAAUAGCACGGAUCAAUCCCAAGAAACGACCGCUGUCCCUAGGACCCUAUCAGAAAUCUACUCCUAUUAUUUUAAAAUGGCUCUGAGCAGCGACUGGCUGGAAAAGUCGAGAGAAACACUCCGGAUCGAGCAAGUGGUCAACAACAGCAAGAAGAUAGUGGGCAGCCUGGGCAAGCUGGCCUUCUACGGGCUGCUCAGAAAGAAAUACGUGUUUUACGAGCAGGACAUGAAGGUGUAUGGCAUUGACCUUUCCUUGCUGCAGAGCAGCUUGUGCAGUAGACUCCUACUCAAAGAAGAGAUGCAAUCCUUCACAGCCUACUACUUCUCCCACUUAACCAUACAGGAGUUUCUGGCGGCUAUUUAUUAUUACACGGCUGCAAAGCGGGCAAUAUUUGACCUCUUCACGGAGAGUGGGAUGUCCUGGCUCAAGUUGGGUUUCCUCAACCACUUCAAGAGCGCUGUUCAGAGAUCGCUGCAGGCAGAGGACGGGCAGCUGGACAUCUUUGUGCGUUUUCUCUCUGGGCUCCUCUCCCCACAGGUGAACAAGCUGCUGUCUGGGUGGUUGCUGGUGAAGGAUGAGAACAACAGCUUCAGGAGCCAAGCGAUCAGCUUCCUCCAAGGCUGCCUGAACACCGACUACGUCAUCUCCUCGCGGACAGUGAACACGAUGCACUGCCUGUACGAAAUUCAGCACAUGGAGAUCGCUAAGACUGUGGAAGAAGCAAUGAAGAACGAGAGCUUGGCUGGGAUGCUCACCCCCGUGAACUGCUCUGCCCUGGCUUAUCUCCUGCAGGUCUCCGACAUCUGCAUGGAGGAGACGAACCUCUCCAACUGCCUCACCUACAACGUCUGUAAGAGCCUGCUCUCCCAGCUCCUUUUCUGCCACAACCUCAGGUUGGACAAUAACCAGUUUAAGGACAACGUGAUGGAGCUUCUGGGCAGCGUGCUGAGUGCGAAGGACUGCCAGAUCUGGAAGCUCAGCUUGGCAGAAAAUCAGAUCAGCAACAAGGGAGCCAAAGCGCUGGCCAGGUCACUGCUGGUGAACAGGAGCCUGACGGCACUGGACCUGCGGAGCAACUCCAUCGGCCCCACCGGAGCAAGGGCACUGGCUGAUGCGCUGAAAAAAAAUCAAGUCCUGCUUUCCCUGAACCUGCAGCACAACACCAUCAAGGAGGACGGUGCCACCUUCCUGGCCGAGGCCCUGCUGACCAACCAGAGGCUGACGACCCUGCACCUGCAGAAGAACGGGAUUGGAGCCCAUGGCGCGAGGAAAAUAGCGGAGGCGCUGAAGCAGAACCGCAGCCUGAAGGAGCUGAUGCUCUCCAGCAACUCGGUAGGAGACAACGGCUCGGUUGCCUUGGCUGAAGCUCUGAGGGUGAACCACAGUUUGCAAAGCCUCGAUCUCCAGAGCAACUCCAUCAGCAGCACCGGGGUCGCUGCGCUGACAGCGGCUCUCUGCUCCAACAAGGGACUCAUCAACCUCAACCUGCGGGAGAACUCCAUCAGCAAGGAGGGGGGCCCCGCCAUCGCCCGCGCCCUGCGGACCAACAGCACCCUCAGGAAGCUGGACUUAGCGGCGAACCUGCUGUACGACGAAGGCGGCAAGGCCAUCGCUUUAGCGAUGAAAGAGAACCGGGCGCUCGCAUCCCUCCACUUGCAGUGGAACUUCAUCCAGGCAACAGCUGCCACGGCCCUGGCACAAGCACUACAGUCCAACGGCAGCCUGGCCAGCCUUGACUUGCAGGAGAACGCCAUCGGAGAUGAAGGAAUGGCCGCCCUCUCUGCCGCGCUGAAGGUCAACACAACCCUGGCAGAUCUCCACCUGCAGGUUGCUUCAGUUGGCGCAGCUGGCGCCCAAGCCCUGGCAGAAGCCUUGAUGGUCAACAAGAGCCUGAAGAUCCUGGACUUGCGCGGAAACUCCAUCGGUGUGGCAGGGGCCAAGGCGAUGGCCAACGCGCUCAAGGUGAACCGCAGCCUCCGCCGGCUCAACUUGCAGGAAAACUCCCUGGGCAUGGACGGAGCCAUCUGCAUCGCCACCGCUCUGAAGGGCAACCAUGGCCUCACCUACGUGAACCUGCAGGGAAACCGCAUUGGCCAGUCGGGAGCCAAGAUGAUCUCAGACGCUAUCCGGACAAACUCACCCGAUUGCAUCGUGGACGUGUGAGGGUGCCUGGCUGCAGCGAGGCGGUGGCCCGGUGUGUCCCUUUGGCCGGUGUGCCUCUGCAGGGAGCUGCUCGGCCCUUUGCCCCCCAUCUCAGGGAGGAGACCUGUGGCCAGGAGAGCUCCCGAGCUCCCCGGCACAGCCCAGGAGGACCUGGGGCCUCUGGAUCAGCGGUGCAGGAGGGUCAAGACUCACCAGUGGUGAAAGCUGGGGGAUGUGUGACCAUGUCCCUGCUCAUCCAGGCCCUAGGGGAGCUUCAAGGCACGGGUGACGUGCAAAGAGGAGGGAGGAGGGGGCAGAUCCCCCACGCCAGCCCUUCUGGCUUUCCUGGCUGACCUACCUGCCGGCGGCAGCGACCCCCUCCUGUGAUCUCCACAGGGUUACAGCACUGCGCUCAGACCCUGUCCCAGACUGGGAUUGUCCUGACUGCCCUGGAGCUCUGCUCUUGUCCCAGCAUGAGUCGCCAUGGGCAAACUCUGCAGCACCCCAGCACCUCCAGGGCUCUGCUCACAGCACCAGCUCUUCUCCAUCUGGUUCUGGCAGGGAUCCCAGGAGAACCGGGUGAAACAUGGGCAGAAUUGACAGCAGCCCCUUCUCACCUGGCUACAUACGGCCUGGUCCUGCAGGUUCCCCUCAACAUCCCAGAGAGACGAGAGGUUUUUCCAUCUCCUUGCUCAGAUGAGAGUGGUGCUUUGGACCAGGACAGGGUCCUCGGCAGCGAGGGCAACCUGCGUGUUUGCCAUGCCCCCAGUAACAGGUUGGUGUUGGCCAAGUGCGACUGAAGUGUUUGUUAGUGCUGUUCCCUGUCAAAGCCUCUCAGAAGAGCCAGGCAUCCCAAGGCGGAGGUGGAACCAUCUGGAAAGACCCUGGGAAAUGAAGAGCCCUCGGGCUAAGGGGAGGAGCGGGAGGGUCUUCGUAAGAGGAACAGCACUGUGUAAGGAUGGGCAAUGACCGGGACACGCGUCUAGGUGCUACACCGGAACUGCCUUAUCAUGGAGCUCUACCUCCUGAGUAGAGGCUGGACUUCCAGGGUCUCCUGCUGUUGUCAUCGGUGACAAACUGUGUGACCUUGGGAAGCACCUUCCCCACGUCCCAGCUGCAGGCAGGGUCCUCCCCUGGCAGGUCCCCUUUAGGGCGGGUGGUUGCUGCAAGCAGAGGUGCUGGGCGAUGUCCUUGCGUGCAUGGCAGAGACCCAGCGACUCUCCAGAACGUGCUGGGUUUGCAGGUGGACCAGUAGCCAAACGGUGCAACCCCCCCAGAGCCCCCUCCCCACCCCAGCCAGAGCCCACCCUGAGCCAUGCUGCUCUGCAGUCCGGGCAGAAGUGACUGCUUCAGGGACCGCUGUGGGCUGACCCUGGAGAAACGCUGGGCUGAGCUGUGCGAUAUGUACAUCCUUGGAAAUAAA
Grus americana (Whooping crane) is the source of this 5143-nucleotide messenger RNA. RefSeq names its product NLR family CARD domain containing 3 (gene NLRC3). Gene Ontology annotation, cellular component: cytosol. The transcript is spliced from 19 exons. The record is from RefSeq and is a predicted model, not a curated record. Gene Ontology annotation, biological process: negative regulation of canonical NF-kappaB signal transduction; regulation of apoptotic process. Gene Ontology annotation, molecular function: protein binding. Bases 460 to 3741 code for a protein of 1093 amino acids. Lineage: Eukaryota; Metazoa; Chordata; Aves; Gruiformes; Gruidae.